AUGAAGUUCACCACUCUCGCCACCCUCGCCCUCGGCGCCGUCUCCGCUCUCGCUGCCCCAGUCACAGAGCUCGAGUCCCGCCAGCUCUUCUGCAGGGACGUGUACGUCUUCUUCGCUCGUGGAACCGGUGAAGUCGGCACCUUGGGUACCGUCGUUGGUCCUGGCCUCAGUGCAGCGGUCAAGCUCGCUGUUCGGGACUCUGUCGAGUUCGAGGGCAUUGACUACCCCGCCCUCGUCUCCGGCUACCUCGCUGGUGGCGACCGUGGUGGUGCCCGCACCAUGGCAAACAAGGUCUCCCAAACCGCGUCCCGCUGCCCCAACGCCAAGAUCUUCAUCUCCGGCUACUCACAAGGUGCCCAGGUCACCCACCUCGCUGCUCGCCAGCUCUCCGCUGCAGACCAGGCGAGAGUCACUGGUGUCGUCACUUUCGGUGACCCAUACAGGGAUGAUGCUCUCCCCGGUGGCCUCCAAAGCCGCAGGAAGACCUACUGCAACGUCGGUGACCUCAUCUGUGCCGGCCUUCCUACCCUCCUUGCUCCCCACUUUACCUAUGGAUCGGACACCCCCGACGCUGCUCGAUGGAUCGCCGCUCGCGUUUAG
Molecule: messenger RNA, 600 nt
Organism: Coprinopsis cinerea okayama7#130
Lineage: Eukaryota; Fungi; Basidiomycota; Agaricomycetes; Agaricales; Psathyrellaceae
Product: cutinase
Exons: 3
Coding region: 1-600 (199 amino acids)
Biological process (GO): carbohydrate catabolic process
Cellular component (GO): extracellular region
Molecular function (GO): cutinase activity
Source: RefSeq, a predicted model, not a curated record